This is a messenger RNA of Trypanosoma theileri, 292 nucleotides long. RefSeq lists its product as uncharacterized. The transcript has a single exon. The annotation marks the transcript as partial. The record is from RefSeq and is a predicted model, not a curated record. NCBI's taxonomy places the organism in Eukaryota, Euglenozoa, Kinetoplastea, Trypanosomatida, Trypanosomatidae.
UGUGAUUCUCGUACUAUUACUGCUGACCCUUCUGGUGGUGGUCAUGGUAGUAGUAGUAGUGGUGGUGGUGGAGGUCAGAGCGCACGGCAGCAGGGACAAAAAACAUUGGGUGACCGUACAGAUGAGAACAGGGCUGGCAACGGUACUGCUGAAGAUCUCGCCGAACCAGAAAAGAACAAUAAAGCACAAACAGGCAGUGAUGAACAAAGUAAACAAUUAAAUGAAGCUGGUGAAGGAGUAGGGAGCCCUUCCGUUGGCGACAAAAGAGACGCUGAGAAUACUGAUUCCCAAA